AUGAAGAAGCUGUACCAGGGGAAGGGCCGGCGGGUGCACCCGGCGCCGGCGCCGGGGCCGGACGCGCCCGCGGUGGCGCUCGCCAUGCUGCCCGCCACCCUGCUGGCGCUCGUGGCCGCGCUCACCGCCGAGGAGCAGGAGGUGCUCGCCUACCUGCUCUCUGGAGAAGCUGGCGGCGCGGCGGCGGGUGCUGGCGGGGGCCGGUGCAGGCGGCUCAACGGGCCGCACCAGCCGGAGAUGGGCUGCGGCUGCUUCGGCUGCUACAAGAGCUUCUGGGCCCGCUGGGACGCCUCCCCCAACCGCCACCUCAUCCACCGCAUCAUCGACGCCGUCGAGGAGGGCAACGGCGGCGGAGGCGAGGGGGCAGCCAAAGGAGCUGGAGGACCAGGCGGCGCCACGCGCCGCGGCCACCGCCGCCGCCGCCGUGGCCGCGGCGGGCCGUGCGCCAUCGACGCCGCCGUCGAGGAGCACGGAGCCGCGGAGGCUCAGGCCGGGUGCGCGGAUGACCACCUGCAACCGCAAGGCUGCUGCGCGUCGGACGGCGGCGAGGACGGCGACUACGAGGGCGACGAGGACGACGGCGCGGACAGCCUCUACGGCGGCGAGGAGGCCCUGACGGACGACAGCGACUGCGCGGGCGCCAGCAACUCCGCCGAGAAGAGCGCCGUGGGCAAGCUGGUGCGCUUCAUCGGCGAGAAGGUGUGGGCCGCCUGGACCUGA
Messenger RNA from Triticum turgidum subsp. durum (durum wheat), 720 nucleotides. The record is from the annotation of a GenBank genome assembly. NCBI's taxonomy places the organism in Eukaryota, Viridiplantae, Streptophyta, Magnoliopsida, Poales, Poaceae.